UUCCGUAGGCGACAGAGAGAAGCAUGGCUGUUGUGGGAUACGGUGACAAUAUUGUUCUAAGAAAAAUAUAUUACACGUAGCGGUUUAUUGGCAAAUAAUUGCAAACAACUUUUAUCUCGUGUUGUUUGAGCUAAAGAAGCAACAAUGCCACGAUAUGCACAGUUGGUGAUGGGUCCUGCCGGAAGUGGAAAGAGUACUUACUGUGCCACCAUGAUAGAGCAUUGCCAGGCCAUUAACAGAUCUGUACAGGUGGUGAAUCUGGAUCCAGCUGCAGAACAUUUUAACUACCCAGUCAUGGCAGAUAUAAGAGAACUAAUUCAAGUGGAUGACGUUAUGGAGGACGAUUCCCUGAGAUUUGGCCCUAACGGAGGACUGGUCUUUUGCAUGGAGUACUUCGCCAACAACUUUGACUGGCUGGAAGAGAGUCUUGGUCACGUGGAGGAUGACUACAUACUAUUCGAUUGCCCUGGUCAGAUCGAGCUGUACACUCAUCUGCCUGUUAUGAGGCAGCUUGUCGAACAGCUACAGCAGUGGGAAUUUCGGGUGUGCGGGGUCUUCCUGGUUGACUCGCAGUUCAUGGUGGAGACAUUUAAAUUUAUUUCUGGAGUGAUGGCUGCCUUGAGUGCUAUGGUAACACUAGAAAUAGCACAGGUCAACCUUAUGACCAAGAUGGAUCUACUCAACCCAAAGGAUAAGAAGGAAAUAGAGAAAUAUCUGGACCCAGAUAUGUACUCCAUGAUGGAAGACAACUCUGUGUCUUUGAGAAGCAAGAGAUUUGAGAAAUUAACUAAGGCCAUAUGUGGUUUGAUUGAUGAUUACAGUAUGGUUCGUUUCUUGCCCUUCGAUCGCACUGAUGAGGAGGGCGUCAACAUCGUCCUGCAGCACAUAGACUUCUCUAUACAAUAUGGUGAAGACUUAGAGUUUAAAGAGCCCAAGGAACAUGAUGAGGAACCCAGCAACACAAAUUUUGACGAGUUCUUCCAAGACAAAGCAGAUUCUUGAUCAAGUGGACUUAAUAAUGGCAUUGGAUAGUUUCCCACUAAAUUCUGUAGUCUGAAACCAGACUGAUUUAGCAUGCAUUUUACUGUCCUGAUGAUCAUUCAGAGAUUUGUCCAUCACAGAAAUGUUAUGUCUCUAUCUUGAUGUCAAUAUCUAAAGAAUGCAACCCUAGCUUGUGCUGUCUCAAUCCUCACAAUGAGUUUUAUGAAAGUAUUCUUUUUUUUUAGAAUUGUAUAUUUA
Paramisgurnus dabryanus is the source of this 1239-nucleotide messenger RNA. RefSeq names its product GPN-loop GTPase 3 (gene gpn3). Gene Ontology annotation, molecular function: GTPase activity. The record is from RefSeq and is a predicted model, not a curated record. NCBI's taxonomy places the organism in Eukaryota, Metazoa, Chordata, Actinopteri, Cypriniformes, Cobitidae.